ACGAAAACAAUCGCCACUCUGUGUUUUUUAGCUGCUCCAAGAGGACGCGAUUUUCCCUCGGUCGGCGUUUUUCGGCUACAAAAAAACAGUAUAGCGGAUAGAAAUACGGAGUUUGCAAUGCGGAAAGCUCAAUAAAAAGCAAUCGCUUAUUGAAAAAAAUUAAAUCGUCCCUAGUUCCAUUUCAAAAUUCGACGACACGAAAAAUAACGCGGACGGAGAACGCAGCGCAAAGCGAAAUUCGUCGGGCUCGCGAGAAAAAAGAACAAAAAGCCAGUGUCUGCGUGUGCGUGAGUGAAAAAACGCGAAAAGAAAGAAAAGGAGCCAUGGCGAGUGUUUUUUUAUAACCAAAUUUCCACAACACUUUCCACAUAAUCGUAAAUGAAGCAAAAAAAUUCUCUUUUAAUUUGGAAUAAUUGUAUUUGUCUUGAAAUAAUAUACUGUAAAUAUAUCUUCUUCGUAUAAAAUUUUACUCAAAAAAAAGUAUUAAACUAUUGAAAUUAAAUUAAAUUUCAAAGGGGUCGCUUGAAAUUCCCUAGUUAUUCGCCACGUUUUGUCGGGAGUUGAAAGAAAAGGCGAAAGAAGCCCAAAUGCCAGCCAACUGAGUGCAAGGGAGACAGCCGAUUACGCCAGAGCGGGAUAGCAUGCGCCAAUGAAAACGUCCCACCAUCCAAAAGCGUCCGAUUUCGUUGACUACGCCGUUGCCGGGGGCGGGGGAUCCGGAUUCUGUCCGGGAUUAGGAGCGGGACUAUCAGUCAGGGCGACGUCCUUCUACGGCGAUCUAGCGGUAACGGCAACUGCGGACGGGACGCGUCACCAGCAGCAGCAACAACAGCAACAACAACACCCGCUGCGGCAUCCAGCAACAUCGACCUCGUCGGCAGCAGCAACAUCAUCAUCAUCUGCAGCAGCAACCAGCAAGCGAAAACGUCAGACAGAUUGUGAUUGCGGCUGCGUGGACUCAUACAAUUCCAGCCACGGCCCGCCAGCGCAGCAGGACUCGUCAGCAGCAGCGGGAGCAGGAUCUGGAGGAUCGGGAGCGGGAGCAGGAUCGGGAUCAGACGGAGCAGGGCCCAUCAACAGCCUCAAGACGGCGCACACAAAGGUCGCGAUCGGGGGUCAUGCCAACACGCAGCCCCCCAGCAAAAGGUCAAGUAGUGGCGCCGAUGGCGACUACCAGCUGGUGCAGCACGAGGUGCUCUACUCGCUAUCGGCGGAGUAUGAGGUCCUGGAGUUCUUGGGCCGCGGCACCUUUGGCCAGGUGGUCAAGUGCUGGAAGCGCGGCACGUCCGAGAUCGUGGCCAUCAAGAUCCUGAAGAACCACCCCUCGUAUGCGCGGCAAGGACAGAUCGAGGUCUCGAUCCUCUCGCGACUCAGCCAGGAGAAUGCCGACGAGUUCAACUUUGUGCGGGCCUUCGAGUGCUUCCAGCACAAGAACCACACCUGCCUGGUCUUUGAGAUGCUGGAGCAGAACCUUUACGAUUUCCUCAAGCAGAACAAGUUCUCGCCGCUGCCCCUCAAAUACAUAAGGCCCAUUUUGGAGCAGGUAUUGACUGCCCUGUUGAAGCUGAAACAACUGGGCCUGAUCCAUGCCGAUCUGAAGCCGGAGAACAUCAUGCUGGUGGACCCAGUGCGUCAGCCCUACCGCGUCAAGGUGAUCGACUUUGGCAGCGCCUCGCAUGUGAGCAAGACGGUGUGCAACACGUACCUGCAGUCGCGCUACUACCGUGCCCCCGAGAUCAUCCUGGGCCUGCCCUUCUGCGAGGCGAUCGACAUGUGGUCACUGGGCUGCGUGGUGGCCGAACUCUUCCUCGGCUGGCCGCUUUACCCGGGCAGCUCAGAGUUCGACCAGAUCCGCUACAUCUCGCAGACGCAGGGCCUGCCCACGGAGCACAUGCUGAACAGCGCCUCAAAGACCUCCAAGUUCUUCUACCGCGACGUGGACUCCACGUACCCCUUCUGGCGGCUGAAGACCACCGAGGAGCACGAGGCGGAGACGAACACCAAGAGCAAGGAGGCGCGCAAGUACAUCUUCAAUUGCCUCGACGACAUCGGACAGGUGAAUGUGCCCACCGAUCUGGAGGGUGGCCAGUUGCUGGCGGAGAAGACGGACCGUCGGGAGUUUAUAGAUCUGCUGAAGCGCAUGCUGACCAUCGACCAAGAGCGGCGACUCACGCCCGCCGAGGCGUUGAACCACUCGUUUACGCGUCUGACCCAUCUGGUGGACUAUGUCUACUGCAACAAUGUGAAGGCAUCCGUACAGAUGAUGGAGGUGUGCCGCAGAGGCGACUUCCACACAGUACAACCCGCGUCGACGCUGGUGACCAACUUCGUUCCCUCGAGCACGGAGAACAUGACGUUCACGAUCAACAACCAGCUGACCAGCCAGGUGCAACGUCUCGUGCGCGACGGUCGUCCGCUGGCCUACGAGGGACUGUACCAGAUCUACAACGGACGCAGUGUGGCCCGGCAGUAUCCGCCGGCGCGGAACGACAGCUUCCAGCACCAGCUGGUGUCGAACAUCCUGUGCCCGCCCUCCUACCAAACGAUGCCCAGUCCCACCAAGCACGUGGUGGUGGGCAGUGCCACCAUGCAGCCCCCGCUGCAGGUGCCGCCGCAGCAGUACGUCAACGUGCCCGUGCCAGUGUCCAUGGUGGAGCCCACUUCUGGCCAGAGGAUGGUCCUAACGAAUCGGGUGCAGGCCAGCGGAGUUGCCUGGCCGCAGACAGGCAGGCAGAUGGCCUUGGUGCCGUCGUGGCCCCAGCAGGCGCCCGCCCAUUCGCUUAUCGUGGACUCGACGCCGCUUUUCAAUGUGGAGGAGAUCUAUCCCAAGCACCACCUCAACUUGCCACGCAACGAUCUCAAGAAGGAGUCGCCGGCUCAUCAUAUAGCCAAGGGCAACUCUUACCGCGUGCCGCGCCACGAGAAAAAGGAGCACCAGCAGCUGUCGCCGGUGAAGAAGCGGGUGAAGGAGAGCUCGCCGCCCCACCAGCAGCGGUACCAGCGCACCGCCCACGUCUCGCCGCAGUACCACACGCACCACAACUGCAACUACGGCAAUGGCGGCGGCUACAGCGCCAGUGCGGGAUCGGUGGUGGCCUCCUCGGCUGCCUCCGCUAGCAAUAUUGUGAACGGAAGCUCGUCGAGCUCGCACCACCAUCAUGUGCCCGUGGCCCAUGCCCAACCGUACAGCACCUCCUCGGGUCACCACAUUGUGAGCAACUGCAACGCCAACGGAGGAGUGGGAGGAACAGUGGUCUACCAACAGCCGCCGGCCCACGCCCACCAGACGCAUCCGCAUGCCCAGCAGCCGCAUCCCCAGAAUACGCAGCAUCCGCAGCACGUGAAGCAGCCGACGAUCACCAUCCACGACACGCCCUCGCCCACGGCCGUGAUCACGAUCUCCGACAGCGAGGAUGAGGGCGGCGAGGGUGGAGGAGCCCAGGUGCCGGUGCUAAAGCAGCGGGCGCAUGCCCAGUCGCAGACGAGCAGCAGCCUGCUCCAACACGCGCCCAGCUCGUCCUGCAGCAGGAGCAGUGCCCACCAGCAGCACCCACAUCCACAGCAGCAACAGCAACAGCAGAUCACUUAUGGUGACCACGAUCCGGAGGAUGCCCGCCGUCGUCAUCAUGCUGCCGCCGCAGCCGCCGUGGGAAGUCCCAAGCACCACCAUCAGCACCAGCACCAGCAACAACAGCAGCAGCCUGUCCCGCAGCAGGCUGCUCCUCCGCCGCAGCAGCAGCAACAGCAGCAGUACCAGCCGCAGCCACCACCGCAGCAGGUGCUGCCACAGCCGCAGCCCAGCAUCAAGUACGAGCCCGGCCAGUCGCAGAAGAAGCGCAUCCUGGCCAUGGCCCAGAGCGAGUGCGGCUACCAGCCGCAGGUGCCCAGCCAGCCGCCGGCCUCCGCCAGCUUGCCGCACAUUCCCACCAAGCAGGAGCCGGCCGAGUUCUACCCGGAGUAUGCAGCCGCUCCGCCGCAGCAGCUGGACACGAAGCGCUCGUCCUGGGCUCCCACCUCCUCGGGAGCAGGCGUGGCCGUGCUGCCUUUGGCCCAUCCGAAGCGAGAGGCUCCCUCGGUGGCCCCCAUCAGCUAUGCGGCCUCGGUGGUUCCACCCUUGGCCCACUCCAAGAGCAGCUCGGCCUCCUCAUCCUCGUCGAUCAGCGCGGCGGCAGCAGCAGCGGCUGCUGCUGCUGCAGCGGCGGCGGCCAGCGUGGGUCCUCCAUCGUGGGGUCCUCCGCAGGUCUACCGCCAGCCGUCGCAGCCGCCACCGGGCAGCGUCGGGUUGCCGGGAGCCACGCAACCUCCGCCAUCGACUGUGGCCCCGCACCCACAUCCGCACCACCACAGCCAUGGCCAUCAUCAUCACCAGGCCGGCACACCGCUGGGCGGAUCGCCAUCCUCGACGGCGGCGGCCGCUUUGUUGCAGUCGGACAUAUAUGCGCAGGGCGACAUUUACCGCCGGCCCACGGUGUUUGUUUCCCAGGCGGCGCCGAGCUAUGCCUACGCCAACCGGGCGGUGGUGGCACCACCUCCGGCCCACAACAGCUCCAGUCGUCAGGUGAUUCCAUCACAUCCGCUGCCGGCGCACAUCCAGAUACCCACCCAGUACAGCCAGUUUGGACCGCUCAGUCCUGCACAGGUAGCCGCCAGCAAACAUGCGGCGCACUUCGCGCCCACCAACAUAUGGUAUGGGGCUGAGUAGGCCGACGAAGGGAGGUGACGGGGAGAGGGGCGAUGAGGAGAGACGCGGGACGAGGACGAGGUGCAUCCACCCAGAGCCAUGGGCCAAGAACCAAGACCACCCAACCACACACCGCACACCACCACCACCCACUGUUGUUAUGAUCUUGAGCUAGAGCCCAAUUGAAUGAUUCAACGCUCGAAUCGUUUGCGGCCUCGGGCGAGGCAGUUGACCAUCCGGAGCAAAGCCAAGAGUUGCAGCAACAGCAGUUGCAGCUGACCCAGUGCUGGUGGUUCAUGCUGCUCAUGCAGCAGACCAUCAUCCACAACAACUCCAUGUUGCAGGCUGGCAGCGACGACACAGCAGCAACAACAGGAGCAGGAGCAGCAGCAGCAUCCACAUCCUCAGACACGGCAGCAACACGUAAAGCACGCCGCCAACAUUAGGCUCAUGUCCAAGUCCCCAACCUCAUCGCCAGUUCUCAGUUAGUUUUUUUUUGAGAUCCCGCAGGAUCGCACAUUCAUUGAUUACCAUUUCUGCCACUAUUAAUUUUUAUUAUUUUUUUAAAUAAUAUUAAAAAUAAAUGUACAGCACUCCUACACGCAGCUGGGUGUACAGUGCUCAGGCUAACUUUUUGCAAGUUGUGGUUUUAGGCACAACGCCACACCCGCACACACACUACAGCUAUAGCUUCUAUACCCUCAAACUAUGCUAACUAGAGGCAUAUCAAGAGUGGUCUUUCUUCAAAACAAAAGCGUUUCAUUACUGUGUGUUGUGUGUUUUAUUGAUUACUUCCACAUAAUAUUCUCUAUAAUCCACUUAUAUAUUAUAUACAUGCAUAUGUAACACUAUUAUUACGAAUACUAUAUAUCAACCAGAAAGCAGAAGAAAACUAGAGUUUACGGCACGCCGACAACUGCGACAUUAGGCCAGCGAGCCAGUAAGAGAAAGCUUCGAAAUUCCCUAGCAAGUACCUCAGAAAACCGAAAAGGAAAACGAUAACUUAACAGCAGCAGCAGCAGCAACAAAUGCAACAGCAACCAGAAAAACAAAUAAACAACAUUGUUAUGCAAUUUGCCUUUUACACAAACAAGCAACAAAACAAAAUGAGAAGACGAGACGAUGAAACUGAAGAUGAAGACGCAGGAUUAGAGUUAGACGAGGUUAGUAGAGAACCACAACAAAUUGAAUACCGCAAAAACCUUACUAGCAAACAAAAAGCAAAUAAAAUAGAUUACCCUAGGAGAUAUCAACAAAGAGAACCUAACAAUUACAUAGCUCAUAGAUAUAGUGAAUAACGCGGGACAAGGAGGUUUAAUGGCGAACGUUUUUUACACACUCGUACUCACUCAUAGGAAUAGCCGCGAAAAGAAUUACAAAUACGAUUAACGAUUAACAGAUAACAAUUCUAAAUUAUGUUUAACGAGCAACAACAAAUAAUUAUAGGAACAAGUGUAUAUAAAUGCAUAGAUAUCGAUACUAGAGCUAGCCGGAGCCCAACUAAAAUCCGAUUUUAAAACAAAUCAGCGCUAGUAAGGAACAGUUUCCCGACUGCGAGUUAAGGUUCCAGUUGUCUGGCCAAAUCAGCUAAAAUUGUUGUUCAUCAAUUGUUGAAAUGUUAACUCGCAGUGGAGAAACCGGCCUUAAUCUGCAGUCCGUUUAAUUUUAAAAUAUCACAUUUCUUUUAACCCAUCUGUGUCCCAAAAAAACAAGAUCUGCGUUUUAGUUAUUCUUUCGACUAGGGAAGCGCAUGAGAAGGUUUACUAAAGUACAAAACCAAACAUAAAUAAGAAGCAAUCUAGCAGUUUAGGCUUUUAGCGUUUGCACCCCACUACAACCCCUUGUUUUAGGCUUUUCCCCAGAGAAAAUUUGUAAAUAGAGAAUGCAAUUUUGUACAAACCUGGCUUACUUUAAACACGCCCACUAAAUCCUAUAUAUAAAAUAUAAACUAAAUCUUGUUAAAUAGGUUUCCUAAAGUAUUUCGUAGUUAGAAUUAACUUAACUUGUCGCGUAUAAAAUAACCGAGCAGAAACUAAUUUUUUCGUUCUCCUGGCGACGAUUUCUCAGUUGAGUUAACGUGAUAUUGGGAAAUCGGCACUUGGAGGGUGGCACUUCCUAUAUAAAGAAAUACAUACUGAUACUGAUACAGGUCAGAAGUUAAUUUAACCGGCUAAGGGAGCACCCGCCCCAUCCUCCGCCCCUUCCUAGUUCAGCUGUGUACAGUAGCGAUUUCGGGAUCGGAAUGAAUUAACUCCGAAAGGAAAGGAUCUAGCAUAUAAUUAUUGUGAUGUAGUUUUUAACAAGCGAGCGAAAGUUUUUUGUCAGUCGUCGUCGUCGGCGGCGAAUAGAAAUUACCUAAAAUUAUGAAUAACCAAUUGCGAUACGGAUACGGAAUAUGCAUCUAUAUGUUAACUAAUUAGUGUGCAGGAUUCAAUAGCAUUAGCACGACAACAAAUCGUUUUUUUAACCAAGUAAACAACAACUUUUUAACAACCGAGAAAUAACACUUUUUGUAGUAGGAGAAGGAUGGGAAUAUAGCAUGCAUAAGCGUAAUUAAGAAACGUUAGUGUUGUGAAUAUAUACGAGUAAAUGCAAAAAACAAAAAAUUAUCGAUAUAUUUUGUGUAUAAACAAUAACGGCAACCAGCAGCUAACAAUUGUAAUAAACAAUAAGCGAAAAACACAGCUCGGCAGAUUUAAGAUUCUUGUUUAAAGUCGAGAGAACCUUAUCUAGAUAAUAGAAAUAGAUGUAUUCAACAAGUUCUUUUUUUAUAGAAAUUUUAUGGACCAUUCAACUAAAAUAUAUAUAGUUAAAUAAGCAUGGAUAUUGAAUAAAAAAACAGCUGUGUGACCGUGUAGUAUGUCAGCGGAAAAGUUGAGAUCUGUGUUUCCGAUUUGCGUUUCUUGUCCUGCACCCACUCAGUGUGCAAAUUUAUAUUAUAAACGAAUAUGCUAAAUAUCUGCGACGGCAGAGGAACUUUUCUUCACUUUCUACUCAAUGUUUAGGAGCAUCAAAAAGAAAGCAAAAUCGAAAAAAAAAAACAAGAAAACAAAUCAAGAACGCUUUAAAUGUAACAAAAACGAAACGUUAAUAGACUUAUGAAAACAACAAACAAACAAAUUAACUUUAUAUUAAACGACAAAUUAAAUUUAUAUUACAAACAACAAAUUACAUUUAUAUUUAGAAAAAACCGACAAACAAAUUAAACUUAUAUUAAACACUCAAUAAGCAGUCAGCUGGGUCUUGGUCGCUCGCAGACUUUUGUGGCCCACUGUCGGAGGAUUUGUAUUUAAGAGGGAUUCAGAGGUGGCGAUCCACACGAACACUCUAAUAUACGUAUAUAUUUAAAAGAGAAAUGUUUUAACUGUGUAGCCUUAAUAUUUGUACUCGUCGUCCUCUCGACUUCCAACAAACAAAAAAAAUUAUGAUAUACGAUACUAUAGAGCGAUAAAUGCUGAUCGGUGUUUACUACAAUAUUUCAUAUGUACUUGUUUAAUCAUACUGAGGAUGAGUUGCCCUUACUGUACUAUUUUAACCAUUUAAAUUUACUUUUAAUUUACUUUGUUUCUUUGCUUAACUUUGUUUAAUAUAUCAUUAAAUGUAUAACAGAAAAUAGCCACAACAUAAAUCAUAUAUAUUGCUUACUAUUAGCAGAUUUAUAUAUCCUACAAAAUACAGAAAUCGUAAAUAUAUGUAAACAGAUAUCGUA
Molecule: messenger RNA, 8390 nt
Organism: Drosophila rhopaloa
Lineage: Eukaryota; Metazoa; Arthropoda; Insecta; Diptera; Drosophilidae
Gene: Hipk
Product: homeodomain-interacting protein kinase 2
Biological process (GO): peptidyl-threonine phosphorylation; peptidyl-serine phosphorylation
Cellular component (GO): cytoplasm; nucleus
Molecular function (GO): protein tyrosine kinase activity; ATP binding; protein serine/threonine kinase activity
Source: RefSeq, a predicted model, not a curated record